AUGCCACCGUUUGAGGGGGGCGGAGGCAAAAAACCCAAACAAAAACGGAAACCGACUACAGCGUCCGGGGUCGCAUUUUCACAAGCAGUGGAGCUAGAACAACUAUCGACUUGCAGGGAGGCAACAACAAUCCAUCUGGACCACCACAUCCCAGACCGAUCUCGCUUUGACAACUUUGACCAAGAUCACUCCAAUCCAUACGACCACCAUUUCACUGAUUACACCGGAAAUGACACCAAUUUCACCAAUUCAGACAACACUACUCACUCAGACACACGUAUUCAGCAGCUAACUGAUUACUUUCGGAGCGAGCAUUACAAGAGGAAAAAACUACUUGAAGAGAAGAACUGGGCGGAGGUGUAUGAUGCAAUGUUUUCAUCUUUCAAACAAUGUGCAGUAAAAACCGCUGACUGGGGUGACGAAGAAAAAUGGAGACACGACUGGAAGGAGCCUUGUCUCUGUCAGGAUAAGCGCUUUCGGCCCCUUGUCUUGGUUGACAUUAUGAGCCGAAGAGAAACCGAGGUUGAAUUCUGUAGCUGCCAGGGAGACCAGGUCCGCCUCAUACAAAUGGGUUACAUCGGAACAUCCCCAAAGUAUCCCAGAACCGCUUUCUCUAUCCGACUCCUUUGUUUCCAUGACAUAAUCUGGAAAAACUGUGCUGUGUCAAUAACCCCAUUUUCCAAGGCAAUAGAUGAGUUUCUGGAUUCCAAUAAUCCCUUAGUUCUUGUAUCUCAGACUGCAUCGGAAUCAGGACCAUUAUACACUGUGCGUGAAUGGAGGAAAACCCUCUCAGCUUCAGUGGAUGCGUAUAGGGAGAUGUUGAGACGAGAAAAAGUCGUAUCUGAAGAGCUUAUGGAAAUGGGACCCAUGGAUAAGUUGGCGGAAAUAUGCCCGAAGUGCUUUGGGCCUCCUGUCACUGGAAAAAAACCUGAAGAGCCGGAUUACAUUGUCUGUAUGGACGGGAACUUUCAACAUCGACGACACCUGGCUGCAAGCCAUGAGCUAUCGGAAUUUUCAAACCAGACCAGCCUGUUCAUAUCUCCUGAGGAAGUCGAGGAUAUGGAAACAUGUAUGAACAUACAAAUAAAUGAAGCUGAAGAGCACCCCGACCUGGUGAGUAUGGUAACCUGCAAGUCUUCAGGAUCGCUGUACAGAGCAACAUACUGCUGCCAACGAUUCACGAGGGUCGACCACAUGGAAAGCUUGUGA
Messenger RNA from Puccinia graminis f. sp. tritici CRL 75-36-700-3, 1209 nucleotides. RefSeq lists its product as uncharacterized. NCBI's taxonomy places the organism in Eukaryota, Fungi, Basidiomycota, Pucciniomycetes, Pucciniales, Pucciniaceae. Bases 1 to 1209 code for a protein of 402 amino acids. The record is from RefSeq and is a predicted model, not a curated record. The transcript is spliced from 4 exons.